UAUAGCGUGGAGAGCGAGCAGUGGAGAAACACGCGCGCACACACACACACACGUCCAUAGAAAGAUAUUUUUGAAUAUCACAUGUUGCCAAUCACACUUUAGAUUAAAGACCGCAUGAGUUACAAUCUUCAUCAAACGUGUCUAUCUUGUGUACUGCACGCGCACUCAACCCGUGCGUAAUAUUGAUGUAUUUCAAUAUUGAAUUGAAUCACCCAAAGCGCGUUUGGUGAUGCGGCGUUAACGACGCGCCCCUGUGCUUCACGUGCCACUUGGAUGUUUCCUUGAAUCUCUUUCACGGAUCGUUAUGGGUGCUGGUCCAAAAAACGCAUUAAUCUGAAUGGUUGAUUGCCAUUGCAUUUCUUUACGGACUGCUGUUGUGGCGGAUCACGCACGGAACCGGAUCACGCAAGGAACCUGUGGUUGGAUAUGACGCAUCGGUCACAGUAGGGACGCGUCUAGGAAAAGCGGAGAGGUUUCAGUGAGAAGCGGCCAAAAAUCUGGACUACACCUGCUCACCUGCUCGUCAUGUCGGCGAAGAGCAAGAAGGAAAAGGAAAUCAUUACCGAGUAUGAGAGCCAAGUGAAAGAGAUACGAUCUCAGUUAGUGGAGCAGCAGAAAUGUUUGGAGCAGCAGACGGACAUGCGAGUUCAGCUGCUGCAGGACCUGCAGGAUUUCUUCAGGAAGAAGGCCGAGAUCGAAAGCGAAUAUUCACGCAACCUGGAGAAGCUCGCCGAACGAUUCAUGGCCAAGACGCGCAGCACCAAGGAUCACCAGCAGUACAAGAAAGAUCAGAACCUGCUGUCUCCAGUGAACUGCUGGUACCUGCUGCUGAAUCAGGUGAGGAGAGAGAGUAAAGAUCACGCCACUCUCAGCGAUCUUUACCUCAACAACGUCAUCACACGCUUCACGCAUGUCAGCGAGGAUAACAUGCGUCUGCUUAAGAAGAGUAAAGAGAUUAUUUUCCAACUGCAGGAAGACCUGAUGAAGAUUCUUAAUGAACUUUACACGGUGAUGAAGACAUAUCACAUGUAUCACAGUGAGACUCUCAGUGCAGAGAAUAAGCUAAAGGAAGCAGAGAAGCAGGGUGAACGACAGGGUCGAGGGGGUGAGGCUGUCUUUAGCCUGCGCACAGAAGAUCGACACCAACGACGAAACGCUGCCCGUAAGAUCCAGAAAAUGAAAGAGAAGCGCCAAGCCAAGUACUCGGAGAACAAACUGAAGGUUAUGAAGGCUCGGAACGAGUAUCUGUUGACCCUGGAGGCCACAAACGCCUCCCUGUUUAAAUAUUACAUCCACGACCUGUCGCAUUUGACUGACUGUUGUGACUUAGGCUACCAUGCGGGCCUCAGUCGAGCGUUACGGACCUACCUGUCAGCAGAAUACAGUCUGGAAACCUCUCGGCAUGAGGGCCUGGAUAUUUUGGAGGGGGCUGUGGAGGGGCUGGACCCCAGUAAUGACCGCCAGCGGUUUAUGGAAACUCACCCGACGUCGUUCACUCCUCCUGCACGCUUUACCUUUCAGCCACACAUGGGAGACCAGGUGAGUCAAAUCACUGCACUGCCGCAGGUGCAAGCCGAGCUGCUUCUCCGAUUUCAACAGCUGCAGUCUCGCCUCUCCACACUGAAGAUUGAAAAUGAGGAGGUGAAGAAGACGUCAGAAGCCACCCUCAGCACCAUCCAGGACAUGGUGAACAUGGAGGACUAUGAUGUGUCCGAGAGCUUCCAGCACAGUCGCUCCACUGAGUCUGUCAAAUCCAGCGUAUCAGACACUUACCUCAGCAAACCCAGCCUGGCCAAGAGACGCGCCAACCAGCAGGAAACCGAGCUCUUCUAUUUCACAAAGCUGAAGGAGUAUCUGGAAGGCAGUAAUCUCAUCGCUAAACUUCAGGCCAAGCAUGACAUGCUGAAGAGGAGCAUUGCCGAAGGUUACAGGGCAGACAUCAUGACAACCAGCCGUCGUCGAAACUCCCACAGCAGGAACCAGGACUCUGGGAAGGCCAUUCCUUUGAUUGUGGAAAGCUGCAUUCGCUUUAUUAAUCUUUACGGUUUGCAACAUCAGGGUAUUUUCAGGGUUUCAGGGUCACAGGUGGAAGUCAAUGACAUAAAGAACAGUUUUGAACGAGGCAACGACCCCUUAACUGACGAGGAGAAUAACCAUGACAUUAACUCGGUGGCGGGCGUGCUGAAAAUGUACUUCCGUAACCUGGACAAUCCGCUUUUCCCCAAGGAAAAGUUCAACGAUCUCAUCGCCUGCAUUCGAACUGAGAAUCUGUAUGAGAGAGCCCUCUCCAUCCGAAAGAUCCUGACAACGACGCCCCGUCCAACGCUGGUGGUCAUGAGAUACCUGUUUGCAUUCCUCAACCACUUAUCCCAGUACAGUGACGAGAACAUGAUGGACCCUGGAAACCUGGCGAUUUGUUUCGGUCCCACUCUAAUGCCCACCCCAGACCUCCUGGACCAGGUUUCGUGUCAGGCACACGUCAACGAGAUCAUCAAAACCAUCAUCAUCCACCAUGAGACCAUCUUCCCUGACACCAAAGAGCUGGAGGGUCCGGUUUAUGAGAAAUGCAUGAGCAAUACUGAGUACUGUGAAAGUCCCUACAGUGAACCGGGAGCAUUCGAAGAAGGAGAGCAGGAUGGAGGGACGGAAACACAGACAAGCGAGGAGGAAAUCAAGACUCAUCAUAUCAGGCAACAUUUUUCCAGUCUUCAACGGUCCAAUUUUGAAGGUGAACCCGUGGAGGCCUUAGCCAAGUUUGACUACGUUGGGCGCUCUGGACGGGAGCUCACCUUUAAGAAAGGCGCCACACUGCUACUGUUUCAGAGAGCGUCUGAAGAUUGGUGGGAGGGACGUCACAAUGGCAUUGAUGGACUGAUACCACAUCAAUAUGUCACACUGCAAGAAGAUGAGGCCAUGUCAGAUACACUGAGCCAGAAAACAGACAGUGAGACCAGCACCACACCUUCAGAUGAAGUGAGCUCCAGACGAUCUCUGACGUCCCCGACCGAACCAAGAAUACCAGAGACCUUCAUCAGCCGACACAGAAAGAGGACGGAGGCCCUUCUGCGCCGGGUCCCUGGUCGCCUAAGUGACGGUCACUGCCAUGGCAAUGGGAUGGAACGUAGCUCGCCCCCAGUGACUGUGACCGUAACGGGGCACUUUAGCCCGCGCGAGCUGCUGCGUGGGAACAGCUGUGCCCUGGACAGUCCCGAGCACCACAGGCGCACGGGACACAAUGGCACAUCGAACGGCACAGUGAAUGCCAAUAUCAGCCGGCACGAAUCCCUGCGCAGAGAACGGGAACGAGAGAGUCCUCCGAUACGCCAGUCUCCAUCUACACUGCAUUGUGGGUUACCUGUGCAACGCACGCAGACGUUAAACCCUCACACUAUGGCCAAGGACCUAGAGGAAACCAUGAAUAUAGCCUUAAAUGAGUUGCGUGAGAUGGAAAGGCAGAAUGGAAAGACAGCAGCUCCUGACCUGGUGCUGGACACGCUCGAGCAGAUGAAGACCAGCCCGUCGUGCCCGUCCGGCUCCACCCCCUCCAGCUUAUCCAGCCCCUCUGAUUCCCCGAGUCCUCUCAGUCCCAUAAGCCCCCUGCCGUCUCUCCCCCCACUGCCUGGUCCUUCAUCCCGACGCUCCAACGACCCGGUGGCCACCUUCAAGCCCAUUGCCUCGCCCCGAAUGGGAGUGACGCUCCGCCCACCCGCCCUACGCCCCAAACCGCCCGUUUUGCCAAAAGUCAACCCACCUCCUUCCCAGCAAGCCCAAAAUCCCCCUUCGAGCUUCGGCAGUGACAAAUCUGGCACUAUGUGAGCCAAGAUCCAAAGGGUCCAACUGAAGCAAACAGGGUUUUAAGACUGACCUUGACUAUGGGUCAAGACUGUAGAAAGAAAACAGGGUUAAUCUCUUAAUAAUGACAUGAUUGUACGGCCGAUAGCUAGUUUACAUGCGGAAUGGUCAGUUAGAGUUAGUCUAUGAUAUUAUAUCCAUUAACGUGUCGUCAGGGUGGUGUGUGUGUGUGUAUUCUCUAAGUGAAUAGGACUUUACUGUGUCUGUGUGUAGAUACAUUAAUGAGGAACACAUUCAGAGACAGCGGAGAGACACUGUUUGGGAUUGUCUGUACAGGAAGUACAGGUUGUUUUGGGGAGAUGUAGAUCAGAUGACUUUCCAUUGAGUGCAAUGUAUUUCGAGUGCUUUGAUUUCUUAGGCCUUACUACCACAGAGGAUUGCGCGUGGAGUCGUUCUUAUGAGUUGCUGCUGCUUUCUUUAAUAAUUUACAGAAAUACCGGUGCCUAUUGGGAAAAUGGUUAUUCACUUAAUGGGAUUUGAUAAGGAAUGUAAUUUUUUUCAAGACACCCACCCAGCUAGCCUUCCGACGGGAAACAAGGUGACCGAGGAACACAGAAUGUAUUUAAUGAAUGUUCCACAUUUUUUUUCACUCUUUAUACCACGCCAAGCCUUGAUCACCUGAUUAACCUCCCUCUUUACCGUGGAAACACUGAAGCCUGAUUGGACGACGUGGGAGGGAACUUUUAACAUCACGUGGACAAACAUGAACCAAGCAAAAUAUUACAGAGUUGAACGUAUCCAUUUUACAAUAAGAAAUGGAGAAGAAAUUGACGACAUUAUAGAGGUUUGCAGGAAGCGUGUAGCAUGUAUUGACUUCUGCCGCUAGGCCACGCCCUCCCUCAGGUCGUUCAUGUAAAAUUUCUGCUGCUGCUUCACUAACGGACGAUUAUAAUAAUUUUUAAUCCUUAAAUUUCAAUGUCCCCUGUGCUUCCAAUGUACGUGUGUGUGUGUGUAAGAUAUCAAUGGCAGACCCUCUUUCCAACACGCAAACCAUUCAUGUUAAACAGGCUUGUGUGUGUGUGAUGUGGUGGAGCUUUGUAUGAUAGAGGGCAGUUAAAAUUGUGCAAGAUGAUGGAUAAUUCAUGCUUGGAGUACUGCAUAUAAGUGUUUAUAAGUGUUUGCGUGUGUGUAAAAGAGGGCGUUUAGUCUGUGUGUAAAUAUGCAUGGAGGAGAAACUUCGGAGGACAUUGUUUUAUGAUGAUAACACAAUGCUCUGCGUCUACCAAACAGCCUUUGUUCACUUUUUUAUACACUCAACAGAAUGAUUGUUUUUCACUUUUUCAACUGCUUCUCGCUUACGUUUUCUAUGCGUUACAUUUUUUACCUGUUUAUCGAUUCCGGGUGUAUUCGUUCAACGUGUAGGCCUUCUACUGGCACUCUUUCAUGCGACCACAUAUGCACCCACCUGCUGGUUUAUCAGAAGCCCGUAUCAACCUUUUGUCCGUUUACCAAGCGACCUGCAAGACCGCCACUCCGUCCACAAACACACACACAAUCUGUGUUGACAUGAAAGUGCCUUUCAGGAAACACGUUGAAUGCAGGAGCCUGGUCUGCCAAGGGUGUGUGCUGCUGUCGCUUUCUGAAAAGUCGUUCCACAAGUUAAAUAAUUAAGCUAGAGCUCUUUCCAAAUGUUUAAUAAUCUGAAGGAAUAAUAAAUAUGUACAUUUAAUCCAUUGUGAUGUCGCACUUUCAUGUAUAGGACUGUAUUGGCAUGUAGCAUUAAAUCAUGUUUCAGUGCAUUUUAAAAACGUGUCGAAACUGAAUGUCUUUGAAAUAAAGGAAGUUGAUAUGUCUUAA
This is a messenger RNA of Misgurnus anguillicaudatus (oriental weatherfish), 5649 nucleotides long. Lineage: Eukaryota; Metazoa; Chordata; Actinopteri; Cypriniformes; Cobitidae. The record is from RefSeq and is a predicted model, not a curated record.